Messenger RNA from Enterobius vermicularis (human pinworm), 1314 nucleotides. NCBI's taxonomy places the organism in Eukaryota, Metazoa, Nematoda, Chromadorea, Rhabditida, Oxyuridae. The record is from the annotation of a GenBank genome assembly.
AUGAUUAUCAGUGAUUUAAGUGCUGCCAGUUGCCAGAUUUCUACCACUGAUCGACUGGUUAAAGCUGAGCUACAUAAGCCUGAUAUAGAAUUUUCGUCCAGAAGUCCAUCAGUUUGCCAUUCUUCGUCGUACUCAACAGAGAAUACUGAAGUUGGUACCAAUAUGACAGUCGAAAAUUCUUCGUCUCCAACAUCUGGAGACAAUUAUGACGCUAUGGCAGUUUUUCGUAGCGAAACUUUAAUUGUCAAUGGCAGUCGUAAUUUCAACCCUUAUAGUGGAUCUUACAUGGAUUAUGAAGGAUUAAACGAUGAUUCAAGUGAGCCGCCUGAACUUCAGAAUGGUGCGUUAGACGGAAAUGAGGUUUCGGCGAAAGUGAAUGAAGUCCAGUUUUUGUCCUUAAAUGAUACAACGGUUAGCGGAGCGCUAGAAGCUGCUCUGUUAAAUUGUACUACUGGUGAUGCGAGUACAUCGUGUGUUUUGCCGACUCCUAAACCUCCACAUAUAAUAACUUGCACGGAAAUGAAUGCAUUGGACAUCAACAAGCUUAAUAGUUCGAAAAGCAUUGUUUUGUCACAUAACAGGGGCAACAGCAAUAUGAAGCGAGAAUGGAGGAAUGUCGGUUGGUUUACAUCCGAAGAGGAAAUGGACCGAGUUCGGAAAAGUCAACGGGUUUCUAAGUGGAAAACUGUAGAGCAGAUCAAUGGUCUUAAAGUAUUUUUCCGAUGUAAUAAAUGGAAACGUACAAACUGCAACUACAGAAUGUAUGUUAUGUAUUACGCGAUGGAUAAAAUAAGUUUGAAUGAGAGCGGUGUUCAUGAUCACUCGACUUUAAAUCCAGAGUACAAACCCAGGCCACACGUUAAAUCACCUUGUGUAAGAGCUGUCAUUGAGGCAACGCCGAGUUCUUCGCAACAGCAUGCCUUGGAUCAGUUUAUACUGAAGUCGAGUCAAGCCUUCCUGAGCGGGAACGCCUAUGAUCAUGACAAUGUCUUUGACACGAUAGUUGAUGGACAAAGUUUUGGGACUUAUAAUCUUAGUGAUGGACAGAACAUUGGGGAACUGCUACAAGUGGCUUCAGAUAUGGACCUAACAUUUUCGUUUAAUUCAAGAAAGAACUGUGAAUAUUGCUUUGAAUCAAAUGCACCAGCAAUGAAGGGCAAGGUUGUGGUUUUUGUUGAUUUUGGAGAUCGAGUUGCAGUAACGGAGCGCCAUCAUGGUUGUGACCAGUCGACAGAGGAGUGGAGGAAAGCGGACUGGAAACAAUUUUUAUGGGCAGUUCGAGGAAAAUGUUUAAAUGCAUUAAAGAAUACAUAA